UGCCCUAAGAGAAAACAGUUCAAGUGAGUGUGUUUUUACAAUCAGGCGACCACUCUGGGAAAGAAAGGAAGUCGCCAGUCUUUGUAGGUCGAGAGCUGUGGAGCCAUUUUUCACACAUCCCCCGUCCUGUCAUCGCUCUCCCUGAAGGGGAAGAAGAAGAAUUGGCAGAUAUGGAGGAUCUGGAGAGCCUGCCAGAGGAGGACAAGCAGCGGAUGGCAGCAAUGAUCGAUCGUCUCCAAGUCAGCGAUAGCUUAAAGAUGUACAACUCUUUGGUGGAGAGGUGCUUCAGCCAUUGCAUCGAAAAUUUUCGACGUAAGACUCUGGACAAGCAAGAAGAGACGUGUGUGAAACGGUGUGCUGAGAAGUACUUGAAACAUUCCAUGCGGGUAUCGAUGAGAUUUGCAGAGUUGAACCAGGGCAGCCCGACCCCCGACUGACAGAUUUUCACUGUACACCAUUCAUUUCCGGCCUGUGGGAUCGGAUUCUGUCCAGCCAGUGGCCCAUCUGUAGCAGCUGGUUUGAAGGAGAACUCGGAUCCAAAGUGGUUGAUUCCUACAGAUUUGUUUGCCCUAGACAUCUGCAAUUUUGUAGUUGAAGGGCAGCUCUGGCUUCUUAUCCGGAAAGCUUCCGGAUCGUGGAAAGAAUUUGACCUAGUCGAAAGAAGUAGGGUUUCUGUGAGCAAGUUGAUUCAUUAGGACAAUUUUGAUUGUACUCUGUUACGCAAGCCAAUAUUGCGGUUAAGAUGUGCUUCGAUGUAUCCGUCGUCGUCAGUUUGUUUUGACGAAUGCC
Marchantia polymorpha subsp. ruderalis is the source of this 789-nucleotide messenger RNA. NCBI's taxonomy places the organism in Eukaryota, Viridiplantae, Streptophyta, Marchantiopsida, Marchantiales, Marchantiaceae. The record is from the annotation of a GenBank genome assembly.